GACGCUUGUGGCUGUUGCAGCUUUCCCCAUUGAGGCCACGUUGACAAUUUAGAAUAUCAUUCUUCUCUCCGUAUUACUUCAUUGACAGGCUGAAAGUUUCUUGCAACUUCCAACGCAUUGAGCUGUUUUCGUCCUUUCGGAUCUGAUUAAUGGGAUUAGAUUGUGUGAGGACAGCUGGACGCUGAUCAGAUGGAUGACAUGUCUCCGCAACAUCCACACGAAGGACUGAGCCAGGGUGCGGAACAAAGCGACAACAGACGGCGGGUGAAGUUCCAAAGCCUUCGGCGUCAGUCCGCACCCUCUCUUGUCAUCAGAAAAGCUCUCUCCAGGUCCAAGACACUUUCCAGAGAGAGCCUCCCAGUUCCUGUGUUCCCGGAAACAUGCUCGUUGGUCCAGUCCUUCCUGAAAGUGCCCGACAGGUUCUUCCUUCUACAUGGGCACACUCAGUUGAAAACAGGCAUGCAGACUCAGGACAGGCACCUCUUCCUCUUCACAGACAUCCUGGUGAUCGCCAAAGCCAAAUCAGCCAACCAGUUCAAGCAGAAGGCCCUGGCGCGUGUUUGUGAAAUGUGGACAGCAAGUUGCAUGGAGGAGGUGUGUGAGGGAAGCACCUGCCUCGAGAGGAGCUUUGUCAUUGGAUGGCCCACCUGUAACACUGUCGUGACAUUCAGCUCACCGGAACAAAAAGAGAAAUGGCUGUCUCACGUGAAAAAUCGCAUUAAAGAGGAAAAAGAGAAAGAAGAACCAAAAACCAUUCCUCUCCGAGUAUAUGGGAAGGGGCUUAAUACUUAUGCUGUUACCCAAACUUUGCCCGUCAGUAACUCUGACUCGACCAAUGAGGUGAUCCGACUGGCUCUGCAGCAGUUUAGCAUAAUUGGUAAUGCAAAGGACUACCAGCUCUGGAUCCUUUCCAAGAGGGACAAUACGCCUUAUCCGCUCAUUGGUCACGAGUUCCCCUUCAGUAUCUACAUGAGUCACCUGCGACAAACGUUGACCCACAGCGCUAUGGCACCAGACUGGGCCGUGCAGGCGGAGCAGCUGCAGGCGCACAAGCGGUGCCAGUUCAUCCUGAAAGCCCGGCCCGAAGAAACGCUUCAACCGCAAGUGGUGACGGAGUUCCCCCAGAAGCCAUUAAAAAGAAGGCGCUCCCUCAUCACUUGGGCCUUUCUGCGAGGUUCCUCCCCUAAGAUGACGUCAUCCACGGGGAGCGCUUCUCAGGGCUGCUGCCUGUUCGGCCGGCCCCUCAGUGCCGUGUGUGUCGAAGACGCUCUACCAAAGCCCGUGAUGGACAUGCUGGAGCUGCUGUAUCACGAAGGCCCGAGGACGCGGGGCAUCUUUCGGCGCCCGGCGGGGGCUCGGGCCGUCAGGGAACUGCGGGACUCACUGGAUGCUGGCGAGUUCCUUCCACCGCUCACACGGGACCACAUCUUCAUUAUUGCCGGCGUCUUCAAAGACUUCCUGCGCAACAUCCCCGGCAGCCUAUUGUGUUGUGAGCUACAUGAAGAAUGGAUGGAUGUGCUGCUUGAUGAAGAGGGGGAGGAGGAGCGGGUGCAAGAGAUACAAAGGAUGAUGCGUCGUCUGCCCAAAGACAACACCUUAUUACUACGCUACGUGCUGGCCGUGCUGCACGCUAUUCGAGGCAACGCUCGCGAGAACCAGAUGACCGGCUUCAACCUGGCGAUAUGCAUCGCACCCAGCAUGCUUUGGCCUCCCGGUGCAUUGUGCAGCCCAGAGGCAGAGAACGAAGGAACUAGGAAGGUUUGUGACUUGGUGAGAUUCAUGAUAGAACACUGCCAGCAAAUUGUGGGAGAGGAGCACACCUCUCUCUUCGGAGACUCACCACUCAACACACAGGAGACACGACUCGACGACAAGUGGAUGACAGACUCUUCCUAUGACAGUCUAGAGAACGAAUUGGAUACCAGCAGCGCAGGGUCGCCGAGCUUUUGCGGCAGACGUCUCCGAUCCAAACCAGGAAGUCUGGACUCGGUCCUCACCUUCAGCGACUAUGAGCAGGACCAUGAGCCAAACGUGCGGCAUACUAACUACCAGGCGCUGAAGGGUGGCGGGCUGAUCCAAGAUGUGGACCUCUCCUCCUGUACCCUGGACACCAUUUCCCUGCACAGCAUACACAGACAGCGUCGACGCUCUGAGCCUGCAUUAGUGCACAUAGCAAAGAUUCAGUCUGGGAGCACGGACGGUCUCACCGGCGAUGAUGAAGAGGAUGAUGACAAAGGCGAGCAUGCCUCAAAGUCAGGGCCUCAGCAGAAGUACAGAAUGUCGCUGGCGACCAUGGAAACCAGCUCCUCCAACUUGUCCUCGAACCCCAACUCCCUUGCACCGACGCAGACUCAAGCAUCUACUCCUUCCACAUCCAUCGUCGCAAGGCCGCUUGCCUUAGCCAGACUUGAAUGGCAGGAGACAAGUCACAAAGCGUGUCCAGCCAAAGAGCAUAUUAAAUGGGGUACUUUGAAAAGCUGCAGGAGUCCCCACCCCAACUCUUGGCUGAGGAAAGACCACAGAUUGUCCUUAACUCAACAAGAGUGCAUGGAAAAGGACUCUGCCUCCAACGUACAUACAAACGCACCUACCAGUGAUGAGUAUUAGGUCAAAUCUCGAAACUCACUAGUAGCUUGACCAUUGAGUUUACAUGCAGCUGGCUUAGGAAAGGAAAUAUCAGGAUAGGAAUAGCCGUUAUGUACUUUGUAGUUAACUGACUAAAAGUAGUGUACUUAUUGUCCAUGACCAAAAUGAAUUAUUUCAAGAGUGAAAGUGUGAAUACGCCAUCUAGUGGACAUGUCACCAUAAACGUAUUGUCACAGUCAUGUCGGCAUCUCCUCGGCUGUCAGCACUCCGACUGUUUGAGCGCUUGGAGAAAUGUCAUACGGGUUGGGGGAAAAAAAAAACUCCAAUGAUUUAUAAAAAAACAAAACAAAAACCAAACCAAAAAAAAAAAAACUUAAAAUGGGGGAAA
Molecule: messenger RNA, 2974 nt
Organism: Syngnathus typhle (broad-nosed pipefish)
Lineage: Eukaryota; Metazoa; Chordata; Actinopteri; Syngnathiformes; Syngnathidae
Product: rho GTPase-activating protein 20-like
Exons: 15
Coding region: 190-2607 (805 amino acids)
Biological process (GO): signal transduction; regulation of Rho protein signal transduction
Molecular function (GO): GTPase activator activity
Source: RefSeq, a predicted model, not a curated record